This is a messenger RNA of Heterostelium album PN500, 3465 nucleotides long. Its product is annotated as acyltransferase family protein. The coding region runs from base 1 to 3465 and encodes 1154 amino acids. The record is from RefSeq and is a predicted model, not a curated record. Lineage: Eukaryota; Evosea; Eumycetozoa; Acytosteliales; Acytosteliaceae. The transcript has 7 exons.
AUGACAAAUACAUAUAAUUCAAUAGUGUUUACUAUAACUAAACUACUAUUGAUAGUGUUGUUGGUGUCGUUGUCGAUGUUCACAUCGGGAAUCGAUGGUAGGAGAGUAGUCUCUAAUACUCAAAAGAUUGCAUCGGUUCCCUAUGUUGUCAAAGAUAAUAUCACAAUCCCCUCAACCUCCAAACUUGACUAUGACCUCUGUCUACUCAGAGUUACAACCAACUUCACAGUCAGUGAACAAUCUCCACUAGUAAUAAUGUAUCAAUUCGAUGCAUGUUAUGACUGUGCAUAUCAAGAGUUAGUUUCACUAACAAAUCAAUCAACAGAAUUCUUUACAUUGUCAACAGAGUUUGGAUAUAAAUUUAAUUUCACAGUUUAUGAUGACAAUGGAAAGAUAUUGCAGACCGAUUCAAUGGUUUAUCAGUUUGGUGAGAAUGGUGUCUAUGAGAUUAGGAUCACUGCGAUUCUCGAUCACAAUGCAAAGGCAAUGAUACACGAGGUUGCCAAGUUGAAGGAUCCCAUCAAUCCAUUCAUUCCAAUAGCGGUGGCGUUUGGAAUUGCGGCGGGUAUCGCCAUUCUCUGGCCGAUCGCCGUUCACUACUACAAAAAGUCAAAGUCAGAGUCACUCGAAUACCAGUUGCAUCACUUGGAGUCGAACGACCCAAAGAAGGAUCGUAUGAAGUCGCUCGACGUCUUCCGUGGUCUCUCGAUCACCAUUAUGAUUUUCGUCAACUAUGGUGGCGGUGGUUACUGGUUCUUCAACCACUCCUACUGGAACGGUCUGACCGUUGCCGAUCUUGUAUUCCCCUGGUUCGUAUUCAUCAUGGGUUGUGCCAUGCCGAUGUCAUUCAACGCACUGGAAUCACGUGGCGUCCCCAAGAAGACGAUUGUUAUCAAACUGGUUCGUCGAUCGAUUACCCUAUUCGCUCUGGGUAUGUUCCUGAACAACGGAAACGACUUGCAACACUGGCGAAUUCUUGGUGUUCUCCAGCGAUUUGGUAUAUCUUAUCUUGUCACCGGACUCAUUAUGAUGUUUGUUCCGGUGUGGCGAUAUCGCCAGCUCGACGACCUCUCUGAGGAGCAGCAGCCACUCUACGGUGGCGGAUCGAUUCAAGACAGAAUUAGAUCACGCUAUCCAAGAAUGUUUGCCGAUAUUCUGCCCUAUUGGAUUCAGUGGGUGGUUGCACUGAUGUUGUUGUCCGUCUGGUUUUUGGUUACCUUCUUGUUGCCGGUGCCAGGCUGUCCCACUGGCUAUAUUGGCCCGGGUGGAAUCGGUUCGCAAGGACAGUAUGCCAAUUGCACUGGUGGAGCAGCGCGUUAUGUAGAUCUCAAGAUUUUUGGUGAGAAUCACAUCUACCAGACACCGACUUGUCAGACAAUCUACAACACCGGUUCGUACGACCCUGAGGGAACACUCGGUUACAUCACAUCGAUUUUCAUGUGUUUCCUCGGUGUCCAGUGUGGAAGAACGAUUCUGGCGUUCAAGAAGGCAUCGUGCCGACUCAUCCGUUGGAGCAUAUGGGGUGUCGUACUCUGUGGAAUUGCAGCAGGUCUUUGUGGCAUGUCGCAAAACAACGGAUGGUUGCCAAUCAACAAGAAUCUUUGGACACCAUCGUUUGUUCUACUGCUCUCUGGCUUUGGAUUCUUUGUAUUAUCAUUUAUGUACAUUUUUAUUGAUCUCAAGAAACUCUGGAAUGGUGCACCAUUCAUCUACGUCGGAAUGAAUCCAAUCACCAUUUAUAUGGGUCAUGAAAUUCUAGGUGGGUAUUUCCCAUUCUCAUUUUAUAUGCGGAUUGGAUAUUCAAAGUCUCAAGCUAACUAUACAAACAUAGCAGAAAAUACCAUAACCUUUUUCUAUGUACUGGAAUCAAUCGCCUUGACAUCAACUCUGAAAUAUUUUAUUGUUAUUCUAAUAUUAUGUAAUGAAGCAGCAGCAGUGAUGAGUAAUAAUAAUAAUAAUAGAACUACUACAAAGAGAAAGUCAGAGAAAGCAUGCUUCAUGUGUCAGUUGGACAAUGGGUUGUGUGAUGAGAAUCAUCCUUGUUCGCGAUGUGUACAGAAAGGUCAGCCUCAGAUGUGUUAUUUCCCGAGUCACACGACUUCCGAUAGACCUUCACAAAAGAUAUCGACAGAACAGAACAAUAUAAACAAUCCAUUCAAUACAAAUACAUCAUUACUACAGAACAGCAACAGCAAUAACAAUAAUAACAACUUAUUUAAUAACAAUGCAUAUCAGCAUCAGCAACAACUACAAUAUCAAAAUCCUACAUCAUCAACAUCUACAACCACUGCAACUGCAAUGCCUACUUCAACAACAUCAACAACAUCGUCAUCAACAUCAUAUUCCUCACCAAGUCAACAACCAUACACAUUCACAGGUGAUAUAAUUAAACAUCCAACUGCCAAUCAUUUAUAUAGUAAUAUCAAUAAUAACAAUAAUAACAAUAAUAGUGAUAUAAAUAUAAAUCAAUAUAUGUUGAAUGAAUUAAGAGAGAUAAAAGAAGGACAAAAGAAGUUAUAUGAUGAAAUAUUGUAUUUAAGAGAGAAAAGCGAAAAGUUAGAGAUGGUCAAUGAGAAUCUAGUGUCAAAGUUGAGUAUGAUGAAUUUGAAUUUGAACAGCAGUCCUACUUCACCACAGGCAACUCCAACCACUGACAAUGCAAUCACUUACCCAAGAAACAUAAAAGAAGUCUGUGAUUACUAUCCUCAUGCCAAUCUAUUCAUUGUAUUCGACAUAUCAAAGAAUCCACCAACCGUAGUAGAUGCAUCACCUGCAUUCUUCAAGCUACUAGGUUAUAGUAAACAUGGAACAGUAUAUCAUUCAUUGGAUAAUCAUACAUUUAUAUUUGAUCACGAUGGCAGACCGAUUUGCGAUGUUGUACACUGUCGACUGCUCAGUCCUGACAUAGUACCAAAGGAGUUCUAUCUAAACUUUAAUAAUAACCAACGAUUUAGACAGCUCACCAACAGUUCAACUGGGUCGUGUUUGACAUCGAAAGGUUCCAUCAGUACGAUGGACGAUGGCACUCCUCCUGGCACCCCACUAUCUUCUAUAAUCAAUUCAAAUCGCAUUCACGAAUCACCUGCUACACCAAUGUCAACAGAUCCAAUCAUUUCACCAAACAUUAAAUCACCAUCUACAACCUCAACAACAACAACAACAACAAACACACCACUUAACAGCAACAAUAACAAUCAUUUCAAUCAUAAUAACAAUAAUAAUGUAAUAAUACAACCACAACCUCAACCACCACCUCCAAUCAUUUCUACAUCAAAUUUAAAUAAUAGUAAUGAUAUUUCCAGUAGUAAUAGUAAUUCAAUUUCAGAUUUAAAUACAAGUUUCAGUAGUAUAUUGACAGAUAGUUUUCCACAGUUCAAUCAGCAUCAACAGCAAUAUAAUAGUGGUCUGACAGACAAUUCAUUCUAUCCAGAUAUCAAUUUGGAUAUUGAUCCAACUCAUAGUUGA